This is a messenger RNA of Penicillium canescens, 916 nucleotides long. RefSeq names its product 40S ribosomal eS28 domain-containing protein. Gene Ontology annotation, biological process: translation; maturation of SSU-rRNA; ribosomal small subunit assembly. The transcript has 3 exons. The record is from RefSeq and is a predicted model, not a curated record. The annotation marks the transcript as partial. Gene Ontology annotation, molecular function: structural constituent of ribosome. Lineage: Eukaryota; Fungi; Ascomycota; Eurotiomycetes; Eurotiales; Aspergillaceae. Gene Ontology annotation, cellular component: ribosome; cytosolic small ribosomal subunit.
UGUCCAGCCCUGAGCCCUCGCGUAAUUUGCACGAACCCACACAAGGCAAAUUCAUCUUCAACAUUCCCUUACUCCCGUCCAACCAACUCCAACCCUCGAGCUCAACGCCCUCUCCCUCCCGACAAGAUGGAUUCCAGCAAGCAGCCCGUUAAGCUCGUCAAGGUGACCCGUGUCCUCGGCCGCACCGGAUCCCGUGGUGGUGUCACCCAGGUCCGCGUCGAGUUCAUGGACGACACCUCGCGUUCCAUCAUCCGUAACGUCAAGGGCCCAGUCCGCGUUGAUGACAUCCUGUGCCUCCUCGAGUCCGAGCGCGAGGCCCGCCGUCUCCGUUAAAAACCGCCAAAACGAAAUUUCGCUCGCGUCGUCUAUUUUGUCUCUUUUCUUCUCUCGCAUAUCCCUCACGACCGGUUUUUCAUGAUCACUCUUCGGCCAAAAACGUGUCCUCCGCUUUUCUUCUUUGCCGUACCUUCAACCUCCCCAACUUCCCAGCCCUAAACUGCCGCGCUGCCCGUCUUUCCGCCUAUCGACUGUCGCCUUUCUCCGACGUAUCGAAUGGAUGUGAAUUUAUGGGUGGAUUGACUUUUUGGUGUUAAUCUUUUGCUCCAAAAGUCCCGGAAGGUCGAUUUUGGAGAACCGAGCGCGAGAGAGAGAAGGAGAGAAUCGCAAAAUUCAAGAUUUAGAAAGCCUUUUUUCCCAACAAAUAUUAUUGAUAUGAGAAACGAAAUCAGGUUCUUUGCGCGAGGGCUGGUUUGUGGACUUUGUGGCAACGGUCUGGUCUGGUUUCGAUCUGGUGUUUUACUACAUUCGCACGUCCUUUUGACGUGUUUGCAUGGGCUCAAUGCGACAAACGAGGUUGUGAUGUUGUUUCCCUCUUCCCCCUCGUACUGGCUUCCUUGCUGGUACUUAAGAAGAAAAG